CGUGAAUUGAACCAAAUUAUUAGAGUACUAAGCUGACGGACUCGUUAACGGGCAACGUGGAUUUCUAGUCAAUACUUUACGUCGGGAAGGCAUGGAGGACCUGUCCGAAAAAGCACGUCCAGCAUGGCAGACGGACGAUCUCGAGGAAGAAUGGGUAGAAGAAGACGAUGCGUCGUUUGGCAUACAAUCUAUUUCACUCACCGCUCCUUUGCCAGGUUUCCUACACACCCCGGGCUCGGACAAGGACGAUUCAGAUUCGAGUCCGGUGGUAGGAGGCACAUUCUUGAUCAGAGAUGAUGUGCCAGCUACGAACCUCCUCCCCAAGACCCCAGGUCGACAAAACAAGAAGGGCGGCGGCAUCAAAGACAUUUUCUCCCCCCUCCCGUUGGAGAAGAUGUUCGAGCCACCUUCGCCACCUCCGCCCAGACCGGCGGCACUUGCGCUCAGUGCUGCUCCCGCCGUUCCAUCGCGUCUGUCACAAGCAUUCACUCCUGAUGACAGUCAAUCAGAGGUCGAAACCGCCGUAUCGGACAAUCCCCCUCCUGAGUCAGACAUCCUCAAGCCGACGCCAUAUCCGAAUCUCCUUUUGCCACCUUCACCUAAACUCGCUGCAAACAAGUCAAGCACCGAAUACCAGUUCACCUUCUCCGCUCCUCACCGCAGCCCCGUGUACCCCCAAGCACAAAGCACACCUGGUCACCCGAGGAGCAUAGCAAAUCCACCUGCAACCGAUCCGAGAUUGCGCCUGUUUCAACUGCAGUAUGACACGUUCACUCGCGAGCACCUAUCUGCUAUGGUAGAUUCCAUAGCCGUGAAUACGCCCUCCGGUGGAAACUCUGAUGGAAAUGGUUCUCCCUCGAGCAUCGUCCAGCACGCCAUCUUCAAAAAUACGCAAACUCCUUCCGACGACACUCCUUUGCGGAGCAUCAAACGUGUACGGCUGAGUUCUCCGUCAGAGACCUAUGGUGAGGGUGCUGGGGAAGGUGCCACCAUUGCAAGGCCACAAGUUACCAGAAUCGAUUACGUUGGCGAGUCGCGAUCGCUUAUGCAACAAAUUAGACAAGCUAGAGAUUUCUCCACCAUGUCGACAACUGUCACUGCCCAGUCGCCAGCGAGUCAGCCAUCCCAGAAACCUCAAACAACAUCUACAAGAACGUCUCCUUUAACCUCUAACAACAAGGCAGAUAUUAGAGAGUUGUUGGCACCACCAACAAUCGUGGACGACGGACGUAUAGCAGGUUCAUCGCCAUCGACAACUGUGCGCAGUGCCCAAUCGUCUCUCGCAAUCCGACAGCAGGCGGAGGCGUUCAUGCAACAAAUUAAGAAUGAUAUGAAGGGUUCAAAGAGGUUGUUCUCCGGGGAUACAGAGGUCUCUCGUUAUACGCACACGGAGGACGCUCUAGAGUCUAUGGCGGAUGAAUCCCACCAUAGUGCUUGGUCGGCGACCACGCGUGACAAAGACAACCGCAGCCGAAGGAAGUCACCCAGAAUUGGGUCACCUCGCCGACCAUCUGCGUCCUCCAGGCACAGCCCACGGAGGCCCGGGCGUGUUGAGUCGGCGGAACAGGAUCGAAGUUUUGUCCACGAGAUGUCUAACAUGUCGAUCGAAGCACCGUGGCAAGCAGAGUCCUGCACUUCUGCCGCACACAAAGGAGAAGCUACGUCUAAUGCCGUGCACAACAUCCCGGAUAUCCGGGUGACGUCGUCGACAAUAGCCACCGUCCACCUAGCACCACCCCAAAAUCAGCACCACCGUUCCUACCCUUCCUCUACCGCUCACUCGGGGAACAACGAGGACUUAAACCGAUUCGUGUCUACAAGCACUGCAUCUGGAACAAUGGUCACGGCGAGUAGUGCACGGUCAUUUGUCAAGCAUGCUGGCCCCGUUCACAUCACGCACAUCACACCACUGGACGUGCCGUCUUUACCGGAAAGAAUCGGCAAAAUGGUGUAUGAUAAGGAGCAAAUGAGGUGGAGAAAGUCUUCCACUCGUGCCGUGUCCGAGGCAGAUGACCAUAGGGACCAGACGGUUGGUACAGAUGCUGAGAGUGAGGAUCCUUUCCGAGAUAUUGAGAGUCUGCGAGAAGACGACUCUGGAGGGUCGUAUCACGAGCGAGGAGGAGUCGAGGAGCAAGAGGACGAGAACGAAAACGAACAGGACGAGGACCAGGUGGGAGGAGUCGACAUCAGUGGAUUAGAAGAGGUGGGGGAAGGAUAUACUAAUGAUCAGGAGGAAGUUGAUCUCACUUCGUUCACUUUUGAUGGACCAUCAGUUGCUGCGAUUCGUAUGGCAACUUCAGAGGAAGACGAAGUGGAAGACGAGAUAUCUGACUCGGACUCAGACUCCCGGGAUGAGGAAGUGGCAGAUGCAGAGGAUCAGGUUGGGCAACCAGUGUUUGAGUCGGAUGCUGACUUAUCGCAUGAUUCGCCUAUUGCAAACCUCAAGCCAUUGCCAACAGAGAGAUUUAAUGCGAAUUCGUCCGCGUUGACAACGCCCAUGGCUCCCCGAUCGGCGCUGAAGAGUACGAGCGUUACCCCCGUAUCUGUCAUGAAAGACCCGAACCGCGAUAGGUUCCGUACGCCAGCGCAGAAGAUCGGACACCGACGAUCCGUAAGCUUCUCAGACGGGAAACGAGAUGGACCCAUCAGAGGUCUCAGGACGAAGCCACACGAGAGCGACGACGAUGUUGGGACAAGUGUCAUGACAUCCACAACGACUUCACUUGAUCCUAGUGAAUCUUCAUCUGGCUGCUCGCUUUCUGCUAGGUCGAAACGACUGGCGGAAAUGAUGCAUAAGCUCGAAAUUACAGAGGACAGCCCUGGGUCCCCUACGAGGUCCUCGACGUCCAGCAGGCCGUCCGAUCAUCAGCUACUGCCGCUGGGUAAUCGUCGACCGAGCAGUCAGAUGGCCGUGGUGAACUCGAGUGGCGCAACCAGACGGUUGUUUUCGAUGUCUCAGAAGAGUAACUUCACUGAGCAGGAUACUCGUAUGAAUGCGACCUUCUUAACCGAAUGUUCUUUUGGUCUUGCGCACGAUAAACUUGUCCAGGUGAUCACGGACGUGCAGCCCUUUGAGCCGUAUUGGGAGGAGUUGAACUGCAUCGAUCUCUCCCAGAAGUCUCUAGAGAGCGUAGCGAGGUUGAAAGAAUUUAUGCCCAAGCUCGACUCACUGAUACUGAAUGCGAAUCGGCUGUCGUGGUUGAGUGGCAUACCCGGGUCCGUGCGGACACUUUCUGUCGCAUCGAAUCUUUUGACAGCCAUCACCUCUUUCAGUCACUUACUGAAUCUCGAGAACUUGGAUAUCAGCCAUAAUGAAAUCGACUCGUUGACACAAUUGCAGUGUCUCCGCCACCUCAGAGAGCUGCGAGCAGAUGGCAACAAAAUCACCGGCCUCGAAGGCCUCCAGAAAUUAGAUGGGCUGACGAAGCUGAGCGUUCAGGACAACCUCAUUCAAGAAAUUGACCUGAGUUUGUACCGCUGGCCCAGAUUGGAGAUGCUCAACCUGAGUCAGAACCGACUGACCAAGAUAUCCGGAUUGGCUGCGAGCCUGCCUGCACUAAUUGCCUUGAACGUCGACGGGAAUGCACUGGAACAAAUCGAGCCCGGAGGGACGAUGCCAAGACUGCGCAUUUUACGGGCGAGCAAUAAUCGACUGCAAACGUUGAACGUAGCACCACUCGGAAAUCUACGCACACUAUAUGUGGACAAUAACUCCCUUCAAGGUCUCGUAAAGGGGGAACGCUUGGGAAAGCUGGAGAACCUUAGCAUGCGAAACCAGAGCUGUCGUGACUUUCAUCUCCCCACUCGGCAGUUUCGGGACGUAAAGAGGCUGUAUCUCUCUGGCAACAAGCUGAAGAGUGAUUUCAUCGACGAGCCGUGCUACAAUCUCAUAUAUCUCGAGGUGGCUGCGUGCAGGCUAACGGGACUGCCACGCCAGUUGGGACAGCUGGUGCCCAACUUGCGAGUGUUGAACCUCAAUUACAAUUUCUUGGAGGACGUGGCUGCGCUAGAAGGCCUGACGAGAAUGAACAAGCUAACCAUGAUAGGAUCCCGCUUAAAGGGAACUAAACCGCUGAUCCGUGUCCUUCAACGGAUGCCCGAACUGGAAAUGCUAGAUGUGAGGAUGAACCCCUGUACACUUGGGUGGUACUUGCCCCUUUUGGUGCGGGACGUGCCUGACGCGCUCCAACCGUCCGAGAAUGGGGGGCAUGAACAAGGGCAGGGUGGAUUGCAACGGCAAGGAGGCUGGCGAGGGGACCGUGGAUACGGGUGGCAGGAACUAGAUGCCAAGUUCCGUCGGGACCUACCGGAUGAUGUCUACGUUGGGCGACUGGCCUACAGGGGACUUGUGAUGCGGGCCUGUUCUCGAGUGCGGAUGUUAGACGGGGUGGAGGCGACGGAGAAGGAGCGGACAAAGGCUAAUCAUCUACUACAGGGCAUUCUGAGCAAGCAGCAGAAGACGAUCAAAGGUCUGAAGGGCAAGUCAGGGUCAGCAGGGAAUAGUGCGGGUGCCGAAGGGUCCUAACGAUAUCUCGGCAUCAUAGGUUGCAUGACGACAGCCUUUUGGGAGAUGUGAUAUUUGCAAGCUAGCUUUGAUCUACAGACUCAGACUUGUACUAGAAGGGAUCUGUCGACGGGUUUUUGCUAUGUAUUAGGGCGUUGUUUUCUAAUGGAAGUGGCCGUGGGAAAGGCUUGUAUGAUUACGUACGAAAUUUGAUGGCGAAUUGGAACGAUCCCGCAAGAAGCAACGGAAGGGAAUUCGGCAUCGGAAUGUGUUUGGUUCAGGGCAAUCUGGAUCUCGUGAUCUUCGGCGCGUCGUUCGGUGCAGUAUACACAUACCCAUCCCAGGGUAUUGUGAUUAUUCAUGUGAUAAUUAUAAUGGGGUGACCGUGAAGACUAGUAAACUGGAGGGUCCAAGGUAUUGAGGAAUGGUGAGGACGCCG
Messenger RNA from Pisolithus orientalis, 4943 nucleotides. RefSeq lists its product as uncharacterized. The coding region runs from base 92 to 4525 and encodes 1477 amino acids. Lineage: Eukaryota; Fungi; Basidiomycota; Agaricomycetes; Boletales; Pisolithaceae. The transcript is spliced from 12 exons. The record is from RefSeq and is a predicted model, not a curated record. Gene Ontology annotation, molecular function: protein binding.